AUGUCCUCCGCCGCAACGGCGAGCACAUCACAUCGACACUGGUCGUCAUCACGAUCAUCCACAUCACGGCUGACACGCGCCGUUUCAAAAUCAGCCCUCCUCCUCACUGCCGCCAUACCUCUUGCAAAUGCAUCCAUCGCCAACUUCCCCAGCAUCGACUUUGAUCUCCUUGGUGCCGUCAGCAUCGCAGGCUCCUUCGCAGGCAUCGAGCUCUGGAACCAGACCGGCUCUUCUGCGAGCCCAAAUGCCACCUACAAUCCAGCAGCAUCUUCCCUGCUCUCUCGCGCCAACAAUGGCACCGUCUCCUUCAUCAGCGCCACCGAACAGGGUGGCACCAUCCGUGCCAUCUGCCAGAUGCAGUCGUCCCCCAAUACUGUCUUUGUCGCUGGCAACUUCUUCUCCAUAGGCGGCACGUCCGUCAGCAACAUUGCCUCGUACGAUCCUCGUUCCAACACGUUCCACGACAUGGCUGGCGGUCUCGAUGGCGUCGUACAAGCCUUGUAUUGUGACAAUGAGCAUCAGCAGCUCAUCGUCGGCGGUUCUUUCACUGCACCCGUGAACGGCGCCACCGAUCGAUACCUUGGCAACGUGGCUCAGUGGGACGUAGCAGCAUCCGCAUGGAAUCCAGUUGACUUUGGCGGUCUCGACGGCGCCGUCAACACAAUCACGCAAGGUGGCAACAACUCGCUCAUCCGCUUCGGAGGCAGCUUCGACACGCGCUUUGCUUCCAUGGGUGCCAACGGCAUGACCUCAGGCACCAACACCUCGGCAUCCUCGCUCACAGCUGCCCUCACUCCAUUCUCUCUGGGUCAAGUUGAAUUCGUCGGCGGGCCCAGCUCCAACCAGGCCGGCUUCAACAACCCAGCCCAGAUCCUGUGUCCACAGGGCGCCGACGGCUCCGGCAACUCGUACCUGUUCGAAGAUGGUGUUGACGGCCGACUCACCGCGCGUGCUUUCCGCGCACUCAACGUGCGUGCCAUCCGACUAGGAAACACCUUUGUCGACGGUCGCGGAACGCGCACAUUCGGCAUCGUCUCGAUUCCCGACAACACGGAGCUCGAACUCAUUUACCUCGACCCGGCCACCAAUCAGAACGCCACCUGCACCACCAACUGUACUCUAGCGCACGAUGCAUCCCUUCCUUAUCAGGACUUCUUGAUAGCAGAUACCCCCGCCAACAAUGCGCCAGGCGGCAUCAAGCAGCUCACCGGCAUCCAAUUCACCGCCACAGAAUACUACGGCGCCGGUGCCGGUCUGCACAUCCUCGAGCUGCUCUCCGAGGGGGGCUGGGCGUACGCCUACAAUGCUUUGAAUCGUGGUGCCUGCAACUCGGAUCAGAGCGGCGUCAACGGUACCGACUCGUCCGCCACCAACCAGGGCGGCUGGUAUCCGAGCACCAUCAACACGCUCGCCGGCACCGUCGAGCCAGUGUUGGCCUACACGGACUCGUAUUCGAACCUGCAAUCUGCCGCCUCGUCCGCCACCGUCACCUUCUCCGUCGACAUCCCCGUCAACGGGAAUUAUACCAUCAACAUGUUUGUGCCCGGGUGCCAGGCAAGUGGGCAGUGCGGACAGCGCACUGACGUCCAGGCCAACGUGUUUGCCGUUAAAGGCUCGCAAGGCAACCUCACGCGCGUCUCGCAAACCAAUCAAGACGAUCGCACCGUUCAGAUCUACAGCGGUGAAGUCAACAAGGCCGCUCAGGGCUUCCAGCCUACCGUGGUGCUUUCCAUCCCCUCCGAUGCACCCGCACCUUCUGGCGGUGGCGACUUUACUGUCAUCGCCGACAAGGUGAGCUUCUUGUUGCGCGACAGCAACGAGACGCUUCAGAUGAGCCGCUCCACCGGAUUCGGCGUCUUUGAGUACAACCUCUUCGACUCGGCCGUUUCGGCGAUUCAGGGCAACGGCACCGGCACCCUGCCCAACACCACCAUGACGGAUCUAGAUGCCUUUGCAGCUACGCUCUACGCCAACGGUGUGCGCAGCAAUGCCAGCGACACGGCCGUCUCUGCCGUAGCUUCGGUCGGAUCGCGCACCUUUGUUGGCGGAUCCUUCACAUCGAGUGGCAACGUCAGCUUUGCCAAUAUUGCCGGCUUCUCUCAGGAUUCGGCCGGUAGGACUCCCAUCGAAGUCGCCAACGGAGGUCUCAACGGUCCAGUCGCGGCUCUGGCCAGCUUGGGAAAUGCUCUGUAUGCGGGUGGAAGCUUUACGAGCACUGCCGACAGCGCCGUCGCUGCUUCUUACAUUGCUCGCUAUGAUCCGGACGCCAAUACAUGGACCGCUCUCGGAGGAGGUCCCGAUGGCGCUGUCUCUGACAUCUACCCUCUCGGUCCCGACGCUAUACUGGUUGCCGGCACGUUUGCGACUGUCAAUGGCACCGGUCAGAGCGGCGGGUACGCCGUCUGGAAUUCGACCGCCAACGCCUGGCAGACACAGUCCAGCUUUGUGUCGGCAGAGAUGACGGCCGCCUUUGCAGACUAUGCCUCGAGCACGCAGCAGAGCUUCCUCGCCGGAAGCGUCCGUGCGCUGAGUCUGCAGUCUGCCUCGGGUGCCGCUCAGAUGCGUGCCCCUGACCAGUCGGGCAACCUGCCGAUCAUCGAGUCGCUCAACUUUCAAUUUGCCACACCUUCCGGCUCUUCCGCAUCAGCAUCGUCGUCUGCCGGUCUCGCGCGCAGGCUCAGCGUCAACAGUGCACGACAGCAGCAGCAGCAGCAGCUCCAACAGAGACAAACGCAAGAGCGAAUUCACGUUCAAAAGCGUGCUUCGAGCUCGGGUCUCGGCUCCAAGCUGCUUUCGGUGCUUCCGAGGUCACCAUUGGGAGGCGCCCACGUCGAUGCACCCUCUGCACCUGCAUCUUCGUUGACAAGGCGUGCUGCCGUCAUGACACCCGCCUCGCUCAUGUCGACUGGCCAGAACGAGAUCCUCGCCAGCACAUUUUGGCAGCGAAACGACGGAUCGUUCGUCAACAUCCUUGGCGGCAACUUCACGACCACGUCGGGCAUUCGCAACUUGGCUUUCUACGACGACUCGACCAACGCCGCUACGGCCUUCCCUGUGCCGCCCACCACCACCAAUCAGCAGUUCAUCUCGGUGGUGCGCUCGUUGCUCGUCGACUCGGACAUCCUGUACGUCGGCGGUGACGAAGGCUUCGAGGCGUACGAUCUCAAGAAGGCAAGCUGGCUCACCAACGGUGCUCCGCUCUCCGCCAGCUCCGGCCAGGUGCUUUCGGUCACUGCCAUCGACCACCGACCCGACUCUACGCAGCUCGUCGUCUCUGGCAGCUUUGCGUCCGCUGGCUCGCUCCCAUGUGCCAACGUCUGUCUCUGGGACACCAACGGCAUGCGCUGGAGUCCUCUGAGCGCUGGUCUGAGCGGUCAGAUCUCGGCCAUCGACUUUGCCGGUAGCAAGGCCAAUCUGCUCAUCCUUGCCGGCUCCAUGACGGUCAAUGGUGCCGAAGCCUCGCUGGUCAGCUACAACUUUGACACGCAGAUGUGGUCCAGCUUGGGCAGUGUCGGUGGCGGCUCCAAUCAGAUUCCUGGACCGGCCACCGCGGUGAGUGUCGACGAUCUCGAUGCCAACGCCAUCUUUGUCGCUGGACGUACGGCCGACGGAAGCGCUCCGUAUCUAGUCAGGUGGGACGGCACGCAGUACACCGCGGUCGGCACCGGUCAGUUCCUACCAGCUACAGGCAUCUCGCAGUUGACCUUUGUGCCCAUCUCCAAAGCACACCCUAGCAACCAGAUCCUGGAGGACAACCGACUGCUCGUGGUGAGCGGCGCGUUGACGACCCAAGAUUACGGCAAUAUCUCGAGCGUCUUCUUCGAUGGUCAAAGCUAUUCGCCCUUCUUGCUGGCCACCAACCAGGACGGUUCUUCCGGUAUUGUGCGUGCUUUCACUCGAUCCACCGAAGUGCUGCAAUUCCCUAACCUGCACCACCUUGCCGUGGGUCUUGUGAUUCUCAUCUCGAUUGCCAUCGGACUCGGGAUCGUGUUUCUGCUGGUGCUGCUGGGCCUCAUCUGGGCUGUUGCGAGACGACGACCCGAGUCGCGCGACGUGGACGUUCCGCUGUCCGGCAGCGACGAGUCGCUCGGCAUUGGCGAAAAGAAGCGCCCCUCAAGCCUGUUGGCUACGCUCAAUGCAGCCACCGAGAAUGCCAUGCUUGGCGAGCACGGCGGCAACGCAGCCACUGCUGCCGGCAUCGGAGCUGCAGCCGGUCUUGGUGGAGGAGCUGCAGCGGCAGCAGCGGCUUCGCGUCACCGCGGGCAGGAGCCAUACCAGCAAGAGCAGCGCGAGAUGGGCGAUGAAGCGGGCCAGUCCAACUACCACAGCGACGGCGGCCGCACUGGUCAGAGCGCUCACACCCAGUACCACACGGACGACGGCUUUUCGGCUGCCGAGGCUGGCAUGGCUACCGGCAUGCUCGGUGCUGCUGGUGCGGCCCCAGCGGCCGCGGCUGGCUUUGGCGGCGACGACGAGGACUCGCCCAUGGAGGGCAUCCCUGCCCAUGCUCGUUAUGACUUUGUGCCAAACCAUGAGUCGGAGCUUCCGCUGACGGCGGGCGAACCCAUCGAGGUUCUGGACGACCAGGACCCUCACUGGUGGCUGGCAAGGAACACGCAGGGACAGACCGGCGUCGUUCCCAGCGCGUAUGUGAUGUGA
Pseudozyma hubeiensis SY62 is the source of this 4659-nucleotide messenger RNA. RefSeq lists its product as hypothetical. Bases 1 to 4659 code for a protein of 1552 amino acids. Gene Ontology annotation, molecular function: protein binding. Gene Ontology annotation, biological process: positive regulation of establishment of bipolar cell polarity regulating cell shape. Gene Ontology annotation, cellular component: plasma membrane of growing cell tip. The transcript has a single exon. The record is from RefSeq and is a predicted model, not a curated record. NCBI's taxonomy places the organism in Eukaryota, Fungi, Basidiomycota, Ustilaginomycetes, Ustilaginales, Ustilaginaceae.